This is a messenger RNA of Plutella xylostella (diamondback moth), 1327 nucleotides long. Its product is annotated as transmembrane protein 26. Lineage: Eukaryota; Metazoa; Arthropoda; Insecta; Lepidoptera; Plutellidae. The record is from RefSeq and is a predicted model, not a curated record.
CAAAACACAGUUUACAAAAAAAACUAGCCACUUUUUUUGGAGCAAAGACACUCACUUCCAAACAGCCAAGAAGAUUUUCAAAAUGGCGAAUGUGGGAAAGGUUUUAGCGACUAUUAAAGCGGUGAUAACUCGCUUGGUGUUCGCCACCCAUGGCGUCAUAGCCAUAUGGCAGGUCACUGUCUUCAAGGACAGCAUAGAGUUCUGGUAUCUGGCUGCACCCAUUUUGCUGCUGAUCUUCGAAGGAGUCUUCACGCUGACCAUAAAGGAGAACCAGGAGUGGAAGUGGUUCUGCCCUUCAGUGUUCAUCUACCUGGGGCUGACGGUGCCGGCGAUCUGGCUGCUGGAGCUGCACAAGGUGGACCUGCGCCUGCAGCGGAAGAUGAACCAGACUGAGACCAUCAAUGUUGAGACGGAGAUCCCCAUCCCGGGAGCGACCAAGAUCCCGACGGACAUGUGGGUGACGCUGAUCGAGCAGUUCCUCAUGCUGACCCUGAUCGUGGGCCGCUGGCUGCUGCCCAAGGGUGAGCUGACGAGGGACCAGCUCAGUCAACUGCUGCUGGUUUAUAUUGGCACAGCCGCGGACAUCAUAGAAUUCUUCGACUCCUUCAAAGACGAGAAGGUGGCGACAGAGAAGGUGCUGGUCCUCCUGACCCUGGCCAUCUGGUCGUGGUCUCUCAUCCAGUUCACCGUGGUGCUGACUGCCACCAAGUCGCGGAAGUCCAGAGGAACCGCAAAUAGGUCUGACAUGAGCACCAGUCGCGCCUGCUGCUGCUCCAUCGAGGUCUGCGCCAUCAUGAUGAACAUCGUGCUCCAAGACGCUCCGUUCCUCGCCUUCCGCCUGCUGAUCAUCUGCCACUACAACAUCGUUAACUACAUGAACAUAUUCUUUACUUGCAAGAAUACGCUGGUGAUCCUGCUGCAAAUCUACCGCCUGUACGUUUUACACCUGGAGCGAGUCGACGAAGGAGGAGGCUCCGUGUACAGGAAGAGACACAAGCACCGGAGUGGAGAGGGGAAGGAGAGAGACAGGAAGCACAAGAAACACGACAAGUCCAAGCGUGACAAGAGACACGAUGUAAUGGAGACUUCCAUCUCGGUGAUCAGCGACCCUCGCCGGCAGGACCGAGGGGACGGGGGCAGGAUCCGUGCAAUAAUCCUGACCAACUCCGAUGAGAUCCGCGAGCUGGAGCUGUCCAAGCUGUUCCGAGAACAAGUGCACGUCGAGAACGAGAAGAAGAAAUCCUCCAAAAAGCGGCAACCGAAGUCGGAGUCCUCGGAAGAAUCGCUCAACAACAUCCAGCACACGACCGAUGAUUCGGGCAUUUGA